This is a messenger RNA of Stylophora pistillata, 690 nucleotides long. Its product is annotated as bifunctional protein FolD 1-like. The record is from RefSeq and is a predicted model, not a curated record. Lineage: Eukaryota; Metazoa; Cnidaria; Anthozoa; Scleractinia; Pocilloporidae.
AUGCGAUCCAUCGAGAUUCAUUUACCAGACAAUGUUACUCAAGAGCAGGCAUUAGACUAUAUUGAUGCUUUUAAUGAAGAUAAUUCUUUGCAUGGCGUCCUUAUCCAGUUGCCUGCUCCAAAGCAGAUCGAUCCAGAUGCUUUAGUGGAAUAUCUGAAACCUGAAAAAGAUGUUGAUGGUCUCCAUCCUUUAAACAUGGGCCUUCUUUCAAGAGGAAGUUCUAGAGCUAUCGUUCCUUGCACCCCUAAAGGGUGUUUAACUUUAAUUAAGGGUGUAGUAGAAGAAAGCUUACAGGGUUUAAAUGCUGUUGUGAUUGGGCGAUCUAAUUUGAUGGGCAAACCUAUGGCGCAGCUUCUCUUAAAAGAAGAUUGUACAGUGACCGUUGUACAUUCCAAAACUCAAAACCCAGAAGACACUAUACGCUCUGCGGAUAUUGUUAUUGCAGCAGCGGGGGUUCCUCAGUUGGUGACAGCAUCUUGGGUGCAAGAAGGGGCAAUUGUUAUUGAUGUUGGGAUUACGCGCCAGGAAACAAAAAAAGGCUCAACACGUUUAGUUGGUGAUGUUCAUUUUAAAGGCGUUUUGCCUAAGGUUCGUGCCAUUACACCCGUUCCAGGAGGGGUAGGGCCAAUGACGGUUUCAUCUCUUUUAGAAAACACUUUGGAAGCAUUUGAGAGAACCUUGAACAUCUAG